Molecule: messenger RNA, 3177 nt
Organism: Kogia breviceps (pygmy sperm whale)
Lineage: Eukaryota; Metazoa; Chordata; Mammalia; Artiodactyla; Physeteridae
Gene: L3MBTL1
Product: L3MBTL histone methyl-lysine binding protein 1
Biological process (GO): negative regulation of DNA-templated transcription
Cellular component (GO): nucleus
Molecular function (GO): histone binding; chromatin binding; zinc ion binding
Source: RefSeq, a predicted model, not a curated record
GGCCAGUACAGGAGCCGUGGUCCUCUGACCCUCCGCACUCCAGUUCCAGAUAAGCGAAUACUCACCACAGAACAUGGUAGGAGCGGAGCAGCCCGCAAGCCCCGAGCUGCGGCGGGAAGGCGUGGCCGAGUACGAAGAUGGCGAGGCCCUGGCGGGAGGUGGCGAUGCGGGCCCCCAACAGCCGGAAGACCUCCCCCAGGACCCUCCAGAAGAUAACCCUCAGGACCCGCCAGAGGAUGAUGGUACCUGCCAAUGCCAGGCGUGUGGGCCUCAGCAAGUCGCUGGUCCAGAUCCUGGUGCCUCCAACGAUGGCUGCCCCCAGCUGUUCCAGGAGCGGUCAGUCAUAGUGGAGAACUCUUCAGGCCAGAACAUCUCCUGCACCAGCGCUUCUGAGCUCCUCAAACCCAUGAAGAAAAGGAAGCACAGGGAAUAUCAGAGCCUAUCUGAGGAGGAGUCAGAGCCGGAGGCCAUGGAGAAGCAAGAAGAAGGAAAGGAUCCAGAGGGACAACCCACCACUAGCACCCCAGAAAGUGAGGAGUGGAACAGCAGCCAGCCUGCCUCAGGGGAGAAGAAGGAAGGCUGGUCGUGGGAAUUGUACCUUGAGGAACAGAAGGCCAUCACUGCCCCCGUCAGCCUCUUCCAGGACUACCAGGCGGUCGCUCAUAACAAGAAUGGCUUCAAACCAGGCAUGAAGUUGGAAGGCAUUGACCCUCAGCACCCAAGCAUGUACUUCAUCCUCACCGUGGCUGAGGUAUGUGGCUAUCGCCUACGUCUGCACUUCGAUGGGUAUUCCGAGUGCCACGACUUCUGGAUCAAUGCCAGUUCCCCUGACAUUCAUCCCGCUGGCUGGUUCGAGAAGACGGGGCACAAGCUGCAGCCCCCCAAAGGUUACAAGGAGGAGGAGUUCAGCUGGAGCCAUUACCUGCGCAGCACAAGAACCCAGGCUGCCCCCAAGCACCUGUUUGUGAGCCAGAGCCACAGUCCCCCACCCCUGGGCUUCCAGGUGGGCAUGAAGCUGGAGGCCGUGGACCGCAUGAACCCAUCCCUCAUCUGUGUGGCCAGUGUGACCGACGUGGUGGACAGCCGCUUCCUGGUGCACUUUGACAACUGGGAUGACACUUAUGACUACUGGUGUGAUCCCAGCAGCCCCUACAUCCAUCCGGUGGGCUGGUGCCAGAAGCAAGGAAAGCCCCUCACCCCUCCACAAGACUACCCAGACCCUGACAGCUUCUGUUGGGAGAAAUAUCUGGAAGAAACUGGGGCCUCUGCUGUGCCCGCCUGGGCCUUCAAGGUGCGUCCCCCGCACAGCUUCCUGGUCAACAUGAAACUGGAGGCCGUGGACCGCAGGAAUCCAGCCCUAAUUCGUGUGGCCAGCGUGGAGGAUGUGGAGGACCAUCGGAUAAAGCUCCACUUUGAUGGCUGGAGUCACGCCUAUGACUUCUGGAUUGAUGCUGAUCACCCUGACAUCCACCCAGCGGGCUGGUGCUCCAAGACAGGGCAUCCCCUGCAGCCUCCUCUCCGACCCAGAGAGCCCAGCUCUGCCUCCCCUGGGGUCUGUCCCCCUCUCAGCUGUCGAAGCCUGCCACAGACCAGGACCUCCAAGUACAGCUUUCACCACCGAAAGUGCCCCACUCCUGGUUGUGAUGGCUCUGGCCACGUCACAGGCAAGUUCACAGCCCACCACUGCCUCUCGGGCUGCCCACUGGCCGAGAGGAACCAGAGCCGGCUGAAGGCAGAGCUGUCCGACACGGAGGCCUUGGCCCGUAAGAGGAACCUCUCGGGCUUCUCCCUAAGGAAGAAGCCUCGCCAUCACAGCCGGUGCGGAGGGCAAGGGUGCAGGGCCUCGAGUCCUCCUGGGCCAGGCCAGGCCCUGAUUCCCUGCCACGGACCUGGUCCCUCUCUCUCCAGGAUCGGACGCCCUCCAAAGUAUCAGAAGAUCCCACAGGAAGAUUUCCCGACACUGACCACUGACGUCAUGCACCAGUCCCUCUUCAUGUCGGCCCUGUCGGCCCACCCCGACCGGUCGCUGUCAGCGUGCUGGGAGCAACACUGCAAGCUCCUGCCAGGCGUGGCGGGCAUCUCGGCCUCGACAGUCGCCAAGUGGACCAUCAAUGAGGUCUUCGGCUUUGUUCAGACCCUGACGGGUUGUGAGGACCAAGCACGGCUCUUCAAAGAUGAGAUGAUUGACGGCGAGGCCUUCCUUUUGCUGACACAGGCGGACAUUGUGAAGAUCAUGAGUGUCAAGCUGGGCCCAGCCUUGAAGAUCUAUAACGCCAUUCUCAUGUUCAAAAACGCCGACGACACCUUAAAGUGACUGGCUCAGGGCUGGUCUCUUAACUAUCUCCCUCUGCAGCUGCUGCUUCCUUCCCGGCUUGAGUUCCUCACAUCCCAUCCGUGCCCCUGCCACCCUCUGUCCCUUAUCAGGGGUGGUCCUUCUCUCCGGGGCUGCCUUGUACAAGGUCCAGGGAAGCAGAGGAGCCCCGGGGAGGAUGGAGUCCUAGCCCCCGAGUCCUAGAGCUCAUCUGCCACCGGGCACACCGGUGAGGGUGAGACUGGGCGGGGCGAGCGCCACUGAUGGAGAAGUUUGAAGGUGCCCCACCCAUGGCGGCCCCACAUCUCCAGCGACUUGUUUCAUCACCAAAGGUUCUUUCUCUCAGCCGUUAAGAACAGUCUGGUAGAACAGGAGUCCUCCAAUCUGAGGCCCUUUUCUCUUUGGCAUCUCUCUGUGCCGUUGCUUCCUUGUUUCCUUUCCUCCUAUCAGGAAGCGACCCUGCCGAAAACGUAUUUAUUCAAAAAGACACCUCCCCUCUUUGUCUGCUGGUUUUGCUGCCCACAUUCUGCUGCCUGGUUUCCUGGGCACCGCCCAGCCGGACCCCGCUGGCUCUUCCGCCUUAGAUGGGUGAGCCCCAGAGAUAUGUCUUCAUAGGAUCCAUCGGGAGGCUUUGGCUGCCUUUCUGUUUUUUGCCUGGAAGUGAGGGAUACUGAGCCAGGAUGCCUUCUUCAACACACCCAGUUCUGGACCACAUGGUAUUUUAGUGUCCCAUGCCCCGUCCUGUUUCCAGUAGAGCGGGUGGUUAGAAACUGUUUAACUUCUGUAGCAGAGGUUAAGGUUCCACGAUGUCCCCCCCUACACCCCUUCUGUGUCAAGUGUGGAGAGGAGGCACCCUGGCUGGCUAG